CACUUGAACUGACUCUCUAGUCUAGGCGUUCUGGCUUUCUGGCUUUCUGGCUUUCCUUUUGUUUCUAUUCGUUUACGGUAUCUCAAGUUUAUUCAAGCUGUAAACGCCCUGCACAUAACUUUUUGUUCAAUGAAUUCCAUUUCUACUUCUUCUUCAUCAAUGGCGUCUCCAUUUCUCUUCCCCUUAACCCAAUCCACUGUAAUGCCAGACCCUUCAUCUUUCUUCUCCCCCAACCUCCUCUCUUCCCCUCUUCCCACCAACUCUUUCUUCCAGAACUUCGUCCUCAACAAUGGCGACCAACACGAAUACUUCCAUCCUUACCUCGUUAAAUCCGCCAACUCUUCUCUUUCUCUCUCCUACCCUCUCAUGUUCUUCUCCACCGCCCUCUUGUACCAGGUCUUCGUCCCUGAUCUCACCAUCUCCUCUAAAUCCAACUCUCGAUGCAGUUCCUCUAAUAUAUCACAUGUCGUCUCGUCUUAUAGCGAUCUCAGUGUCACUCUUGAGCUUCCCUCUUCCAAUCUCCGAUUCUUUCUCGUGAAAGGAAGCCCCUUUGUCACCGCCGAGGUCACACGGCGGACGUCGCUUUCUAUCUCCACCGUCCACGGCAUUGUGUGGUUGUCGUCGAGUGAUUAUUUCACGAAACACACCAUAAGGCUUGAUAACAACCAGACGUGGCUCAUCUAUGCUUCUUCGCCGGUCCGUUUUAGGCGCACCUCGUCGUCGGAGAUUACCUCCGGUAAGGGGUUUUAUGGGAUCAUUCGGAUUGCGGCUUUGCCGGAUUCCGAGAAUCCCAAUUCCGAGCAAACUUUGAAUCGAUUCAGUUCUUGCUACCCUGUUUCUGGGGACGCCGCUCUGAAGAAACCCUAUCGUGUUGAGUAUAAAUUUCAGAAUAGAAGGUCUGGAGAUUUGCUUAUGCUCGCACACCCGCUUCAUCUCAAGCUUCUUUCUGAAAAAGAAAGCGAUUGUACCAUCCUUCACGAUUUCAAGUACAGAAGUAUCGACGGCGAUCUCGUCGGAGUCGUCGGAGCUUCAUGGGUUCUAAAAAUAAACCCAAUUCCUGUAACUUGGCAUUCCACAAAAGGAAUCAAACAAGACUCCUGCAAAGAAAUCAUCUCAGCUCUGGUUAAAGACGUGGACGAUCUGAAUCCAUCAAACAUUUCAACGAAUUCGUCUUAUUUGUACGGGAAGCAUGUUGCCAAUGCUGCGAGACUCGCACUUAUAGCAGAGGAAGUAUCAUAUCCUGAAGUAAUCCCAAAAGUCAAGAACUUUCUGAAGCAAUCCAUCGAGCCAUGGCUGUACGGAACGUUCAAAGGAAAUGGUUUCCUCUGCGAGAAAGAGUGGAAAGGACUUGUUACUAAACAAGGAUCUACAAGUACAGGUGCAGAUUUUGGAUUUGGGAUUUACAACGAUCAUCAUUAUCACAUAGGUUACUUCAUAUACGGAAUGGCUGUUCUUGCUAAGAUCGAUCCAGACUGGGGAGAAAAACACAAACCUCAAGCUUAUUCAUUAGUUGAAGAUUACAUCAACCUGGGAGGGAAAUCAAACUCAAACCCAUAUUAUACUCGUUUGAGAUGUUUUGAUCUUUAUAGUUUGCAUUCGUGGGCUGCUGGUUUAACAGAGUUUGAACAUGGCAGAAACCAAGAGAGUACAAGUGAAGCAGUGAAUGCUUACUAUUCAGCAGCUUUAAUGGGUUUAGUAUAUGAAGAUUCAGACUUGAUGGCCACUGGUUCAACCCUCACAGCUCUGGAGAUUCUUGCUGCUCAAACAUGGUGGCAUGUGGAAGAAUCAAACAAAAUGUAUGAAGAAGAGUUUGUGAAGGAGAAUAGGAUUGUGGGGAUCUUGUGGUCUAACAAGAGAGACAGUACAUUAUGGUGGGCUUCUGCAGAUUGCAGAUCUUGCAGACUUCUGAUUCAAGUUCUGCCAAUAACACCAAUCACAGAAGUGUUAUUCUCUAAUGUGGGAUACACGAAGGAGCUUGUUGAAUGGACAGAGCCUGAAUUGAAAGAUGCUGAAGAAUCAAGGAAAGGGUUUGUCUUUGCAUUGGAAGGGAUUUAUGAUCAGGAAAAUGCAUUAAAGAAAAUCAGAAAGUUGAAAGAUUUCAAUUUUUUGACCAAUCUACUUUGGUGGGUUCACAGCAGAGCAAAAGGGAAUCUGUACGAAUAUUAAAAACGGAGGACUCUGAUUUCAUGUGAUGUUGUUACCCCCCCCCCCCCCCAAAAAAAAAAAAUCAUUUGGAGGCCUUCGUUUCUGAAUACUUAUGCCUGCUUUCCAUUUCCAUAUUCAAAGGA
Neltuma alba is the source of this 2288-nucleotide messenger RNA. RefSeq names its product endo-1,3(4)-beta-glucanase 2-like. The transcript has a single exon. The record is from RefSeq and is a predicted model, not a curated record. Bases 130 to 2166 code for a protein of 678 amino acids. NCBI's taxonomy places the organism in Eukaryota, Viridiplantae, Streptophyta, Magnoliopsida, Fabales, Fabaceae. Gene Ontology annotation, molecular function: endo-1,3(4)-beta-glucanase activity.